UUAUGAAUAGGAAUAGCGUCUAGACUUAUGGUUUGUCACGUGAUUAAAUGAGCUAUAUAAGAGACAGGGGAGGGGAGGUCUCAAAACUGUCGAAGAGUAACGUGUCAAAUUGAUCAAUCGGAAACACAACUGUACCAGCGCGUGAGGUGCAUAAUCAAGCUUGAAGAAUGGAACCACGUUCCCUGGUAAUCUUCAUUGCGUUUUGCUUUUUGCUGCUAAGAGUGCACGGAAAGCCAAGACAUCAUGGCGUCCAGAAGCCCUUUCACGAAAAAAGAAACGGCAAAAUAGAAAUGGCAGAAGCAUUGGAUUACUUGGCUGGGCAGAUUGCUAGACGGGAAAUGGAUAAGCGGAGUUCAAGAAAAGAAAUAACUGACCUUUAUGAUCAAGAAGAGGAGGAAGGGAACGAUGACUAUGAUGUCAUGGACGAUGACGAUGAUGACAGGACCUUUGAUCAAAAAGAAGACCCUGGCUGCAGUAUACAGUAACAGAUUCUCUAAUCAACAAUCAAAGUUAUUUUAUGGACUGAAUUAAGAAGCAAAACUUAAGCAUGACACUUUAAGUAGUAAAGAUCUGUCCACAUGCGGCAUUUAAUUUCUUUCUGUAUUCGAAGAGAAGUAGCUUAUAGCAGUACUAUGGUAAUAUUGACUUAAUUAUAAAAUAUAGUACUGCUACCAAAGAGAAUGUAAUACGUCAUUUGCUGCUGCUAUAACUGGCUAGCUCGGGUAUCUACAACUUCCUUCUGUCGCACGAUUCUCGAGCAUUAUCAAACAUUUUCACCGAACAUUUUCACCAAACAUUUUCACCAAACAUUUUCACCGAACAUUUUCAUCAAACAUUUUCACCAACAUUUUCACCAAACGACUGAGUAACAAAUAAUAAAUGCUGGGAUCCCUGCUCAAAAAAUCUGUGUAUUAAAAUGUGAAGUCCGAAAAGAAUAGCAUUUUAUAGACGAUCCUGCAACCUUCGCCAUUGCAACAGAUCGUUUAUCUUAUCAGAAACCUUAAGGACUAUCCGACCGCACGAUAAGAGUUUAAUAAAAGGAACGAGUAUUUCAUACAUAAGGCCGAAGAUGUCCUAUGCAAUUUAAGAAAACCCAAUGACGUCUUGAAUUGCUGCCUUUGUUAUUAGUCAUGGGCAAAAAGAAAUAGAAAAAGCCACGAUCUAGAUAGAGCAACACUUAACUGAAGAGCUAAAGCACUACAUAGUGAGCUACAUAGUGACUAAUUGGCAACCAUACUAACUGUAUCUUACAUUCUUUAUAGGUUCAUAGAAAUACCGACUUAAAAGCACCACUGCUUCAAUCUACGACUAAGUGGUAAAAAAAGGAGGCUUGCAAAGCAAAUAUGAUUUGAAACAGAAAUAGAGAAAUCUAGUUAAAAACGAAAAGCAACAAAAAGUUGAUGAAAUAAGAUUAUAAUUUUUUGCCGUGAUACCCCUGCGGACUUCCCGUCCUCCAUUUGAUGGCCAGUUAUGCCUCUGGUUGACUGCUGAAUGAUUCAUAUAUAUUUGCAGAAAAUGCAUUGAUAGAAUCCAUUGAAAAUAAAGUCUCCAAAUAAAGGUUUUUCCCAUUCCUAAAAAUCUGGUUGCUUUGAGAGUUUACAAUUGGUACGAUCUUUGCCAAAGGUAACCUCAUUUCCCUUUUUGCCUCAUUGUCACCUUUUUCGGCAGUAUCAAACUCACCUGCAAUAAAUUUUUUCCUUUAUUAUACAAACGCUACUUUGAUACGAAUUUUCAAAGUGCAAAGAAUAUACCUUCCUUUUACAAAGAAUAUACCUUCCAGAUUUACUGAUAGGACUUUGUUUCAAAAAGUAACCCAAAACUGACGGCUUGGGUAAAAUCUUUUCAAUCUAUACAUUACAGCAUAAAACAUACUCAAUAUAGAGAACAGAGAUUUCAACAUAUAUUAUAAAAUUAAAUUAGAGUAAACUGAAGAGCAAAAAAGAAAGAAACACAAACUCACCAUCCUCUUUAUACUGAAAGUAAGGCUCUAUUGACUGCAUUAACAGCUGCAAGCAUUCUUGAAUAGAUUCAGAUAGGACUGCCUGGAAAUCUUCACUUUCAAUUACAUCAAACGUCUCCAUAAUCAUCUUUUGACACUUCUCUUCAUCAAGGUACCUCGUUUUCUUUCUAGAAUCUUCUAUGUUUAAGAGGUACAUUGAAAAUGGAGACUUCGUGCUUGGAUUUCCACUUUUGCAUAAACCUGCCGCAUCAGCCUUGAAUAGGUUCCAGAUAUUGAAGACGGCCUUGGAGAUUUCAUAAUGUGUAACUUCACUUUUUAGUGACAUUGAAGCAAUAUUAUCUGUGGUGAAAAGUACAAAAACAUUCAGAGACAAGAACUGUAAAAGUUACACUAUAAAACAAUAUUUAAAAUAAUAGGAUAAUAAAAAUGACACUUCUAUCCAGUGGCAGAUCCAGGGGUGCAAAAAGUGCUUGACCACUGAUCAGAUUUUCAAAGUGUUUCCGCAAAAAGAAAGCUAAAAAUUUAUGCAAAUUUAACACUGAUUGAAAGGUAUCUUGUGCAGCUUGGAAUGGGUUUAUUAAAACAAAAUUUUACUUCUCUUUUGUCUUGUCUACUUAAGGUUACGGUAAACGUUUUCUUGAUGAAAACAUCAUUUUUUCGAUUUUUUCACAUUCAAGUAGCCGAACUUUCAAGGCACACAAUGAUACCAAAUUUGAAACAAACAGAAAUUUUGAAAGUGGAAAAAAUCCCAUGUAACCGAAGGUUUCCAUUAUUUCUUUAUCAAAACUUUUAGUUGAGGCCUGAAAAUCUCUUGACCUGUUAAGCCGAUUAUCGUUGCUUUGCGGUUGUGGUCGCAUGUCUCGUUUACAAUAUCGCAUGGCACAUCCAUAUAUCCAAUGUACGGCCGUGUUUAUUUAAACAGGCUUAUUGAUCUUAAAUCUUCAAGUGACUUGACCCGGAUUACACUGUGGUUUACGAGUGUAUCUUGCAAGUGCGAUCAGUAAAAUCCCGUUUUCUCCGGACUCGAAAUUCCUCUACAUGCAGGUACGAAAAAGCUAUUAUGUACCCAAGGAACCAAUCGAAUGGCUUGAAAAUUUGCACACGGCCAGGGCAGACGUUGGGCAAACAAAGUGUGUCUCAAAAUUUUUUUAUUUUCUCUGGUCCGUCUUUUAUACCCAAAUACAGCUGCGGGAGGGUGGAAAAAUUAUUUGCCAAUUUUUGACAGGGUAUAGUUUCAUAAAGAGGAGGAAUUUAAAAAAUCUGAGACACACUUUGGUAGCUUAGGACCUGCACUUCCUGCUGGUCUAAGUCAGAUUUUGUUACCUCAAACGCAAGGGUACAUAAUAGCUUUUGAAGGUGGUACACUUUUUGACCAGUAAAUUCGCAUGGAAAAUAACAUUUAACAUUAUUUGCCAAUAAUUUUUAUCUGGCUAGAUACGCCAUAAUCUUGUGCAUCGAAUGAUAUAUAGUUUAUCCAGAU
Molecule: messenger RNA, 3440 nt
Organism: Rhopilema esculentum
Lineage: Eukaryota; Metazoa; Cnidaria; Scyphozoa; Rhizostomeae; Rhizostomatidae
Source: RefSeq, a predicted model, not a curated record